Messenger RNA from Cyclopterus lumpus (lumpfish), 3842 nucleotides. RefSeq names its product WW domain containing E3 ubiquitin protein ligase 2 (gene wwp2). The record is from RefSeq and is a predicted model, not a curated record. Gene Ontology annotation, biological process: protein K63-linked ubiquitination; regulation of monoatomic ion transmembrane transport; ubiquitin-dependent protein catabolic process. NCBI's taxonomy places the organism in Eukaryota, Metazoa, Chordata, Actinopteri, Perciformes, Cyclopteridae. Gene Ontology annotation, molecular function: ubiquitin protein ligase activity; protein binding. The transcript has 24 exons. Bases 498 to 3221 code for a protein of 907 amino acids.
UGCAUAGAAAUGUCCUGAUCAUCUUCCGUGUUUGUGUUUUGUGCGCAGCAGCCAAGGGUAUUUAAAUCCGGGGACAAUGAAAUGUGCGUAGCGCGGACAGUUAUACAUUUACUUGUCUUCAUGACGCUUCAUGGAGCGGCUCGAGCUCACGCUGCGUCGCCGGUCAGCGUGUUUCACAAGGUUGACGGAAGAUGCGCUGCGCUUUUGUUGUGAUUGCUGCGAUCUGAUUGUCUGUGUGGUCAUUUGGUGAACACGGCACGGGUUAUAGUUGAUGGUCUUUUUGUUCUGGCCAGGACACAUCUGACCAUGUAUCACUGGGGGUCGUCUGCUCUCAGACAUGAUGCUGAAACGCCACCAGCAGUCACCUUGGUGAGGCAGCAAGUGACGCUGCUAACAGGCUGAGAUCCCCCUCCACGAACCAGUACUAGGGUUAGGGUCGUCUCUUAAUAUACAAAGACCAUUAUCUACAACAGACUACACGUCAGUUUAGCUUGCAUAUGCAGUCUUCUUUGAAUCCAAUCCAGCAGGCUACAUUUCCGACUUUGCUCAAGAGCUGUGAGGUCAUGGCAGCUGCCGGCGUGAGCAGACCUGGCGGUGCCCCGACCACUGAGAAGUCUCAGUUGAUCUUGAAAGUGGUGUCGGCGAAGCCUCAGUCUCCCAAGCUGCCAAACCGUCACUCUCGACUCAGCUCCUUUGUCGAGGUGACCGCAGACGGCCUGACCAGCGAAACCAAAAAAACGGGCAAGCGCAGCGGACACCUCGAGCUGCAGUGGAACGAAGACCUCACCCUUAAUGUGACGCCUCAGAGUCGUCUGGAUCUGAAGCUGUGGAGCUGCCACACCCUCAGGAAGGAGCUACUGGGCAGCGCCACCAUAGACCUGCUGGACACGCUGCGCACUCACGAUGGCAAGAUGGAGAACGUACAGCUGAGUCUGGUGCUCCAGACGGAGAACAAAGGCUCGGUUGUAGCGGGAGGCGAGCUCAACGUCUGUCUGGACGGCAUGGUUGUUGAUCUGGGCACGCUGCCCAAUGGCAGCUCGGCAGCCGACAAGAUACUGCAGGCAGACAGACCCAACCUGAGGAGGACGCAGAGUGAGGAGACUCCCGGUACAACUGGAUCUCAUGGCAGGAGUAACAGGCACUCAGUGGGGGGUUCGCAGGGUGGCUCCCCGGGGGGCUCCCUGACUAACGGAGAGCUGAUUGAGGAGCAGAUUCCCGGGUCGGUCUCGUCCGGUCGCCGCUGCUCCUCCAAGAGUCACGUCAGCCCCGGGAGCAGCGCAGACAAAGUGGAGCUGACGUCUAACGGGCUGGAGGGCGGUCGCGGGGGCGUGGCCCGACACACACCCCCUCCGUCCUCCCCGUCGGGGCGAUCCCCAGCCACCAGCAGUGGCAGCCCCUCCCCGGGCCAGGACGCCCUGGGUCCGGCCGCGCCGGCGGAGCCCGGCCCCAACGGCGCCUCUGGUGCCGAGCAGGCCAGCAACAGUGCCACAGAGCCCACCACAGACUCACUCCCGGCAGGCUGGGAGCAGAGGGUGUUGCCACACGGCAGGGUGUACUACGUGGACCACAACACCAAAACCACCACCUGGGAGAGACCGCUGCCUCCGGGCUGGGAGAAGCGAGUGGACCAGCGGGGCAGGUUCUACUACGUGGACCACAACACCAGAACCACCACAUGGCAGAGGCCCACGGCCGAGUCUGUGCGCAACUACCAGCAGUGGCAGAGUCAGCGCAGCCAGCUGCAGGGCGCCAUGCACCAGUUCAGCCAGCGCUUCCUCUACCAGCCGUCAGGAGCGCCGGUGGAAAAUGACCCUCUGGGCGCGCUGCCUCCUGGAUGGGAGAAGCGGCAGGACAAUGGCAGGAUCUACUUCGUCAACCACAACACGCGGACCACGCAGUGGGACGAUCCUCGGACCCAAGGGAUGAUCAAGGAGCACCCCCUGCCCCCGGGCUGGGAGAUGAAGUACACCGCGGAGGGAGUCCGAUAUUUUGUGGACCACAACUUGCGCACCACCACCUUUAAAGACCCCCGGCCCGGGUUUGAGUCAGGGUCACGGCAGGGCGGUUCACCCGGUGCUUACGACCGCAGCUUCAGGUGGAAGUACCACCAGUUCCGUUUCCUGUGCCAUUCCAACGCCCUGCCCAGCCACGUCAAGAUCUCCGUGUCCAGACAGACGCUGUUUGAGGACUCGUUCCAGCAGAUCAUGAAUGUGAAGCCGUACGACCUGCGCCGCAGACUCUACAUCAUAAUGAGAGGAGAGGAGGGGCUGGACUACGGCGGCAUCGCCAGGGAAUGGUUCUUCCUGCUGUCCCACGAGGUGCUGAACCCCAUGUACUGUUUGUUUGAAUACGCCGGCAAGAACAACUACUGUCUGCAGAUCAACCCCGCCUCCUCCAUCAACCCCGACCACCUCACAUACUUCCGCUUCAUUGGCCGCUUCAUCGCCAUGGCUUUGUACCACGGGAAGUUUAUCGACACCGGCUUCACGCUGCCGUUCUACAAGCGAAUGCUGGACAAGAAACCCACGCUCAAGGACCUGGAGUCCAUAGACCCCGAGUUCUUUAACUCCAUCAUGUGGGUCAAAGAGAACAAUCUGGAGGAGUGCGGCGUGGAGCUGUACUUUGCACAGGACAUGGAGAUCCUCGGGAAGGUUUCCACCCACCAGCUGAAGGACGACGGCGAGAACGAGCUGGUCACCGAGGAGAACAAGGAGGAGUACAUCAGCCUGCUGACGGACUGGAGGUUCACCCGCGGCGUGGAGGAGCAGACCAAAGCCUUCCUGGACGGCUUCAACGAAGUGGUUCCCCUGGAGUGGCUCCGCUACUUCGACGAGAAGGAGCUGGAGCUGAUGCUGUGUGGGAUGCAGGAGAUCGACAUGGCCGACUGGCAGAAGAACACCAUCUACAGACACUACACCAAGAACAGCAAGCAGAUCCACUGGUUCUGGCAGGUGGUGAAAGAGAUGGACAACGAGAAGAGAAUCCGUCUGCUUCAGUUUGUAACUGGAACCUGUCGGCUGCCUGUCGGAGGCUUCACUGAGCUCAUAGGAAGUAACGGUCCCCAGAAGUUCUGCAUAGACAAGGUGGGGAAGGAGACUUGGCUUCCAAGAAGCCACACAUGCUUCAACCGUCUGGACCUGCCGCCCUACAGGAGCCUGGAGCAGCUCCGAGAGAAGCUCCUGUUCGCCAUCGAGGAGACGGAGGGAUUCGGACAGGAGUGACGAGACGCGGGGCCACUGGAGAGGAGAACCCUUGGGAUAGUUCUUUGGUUCUUCAUAUUAUUAUUUUUUUGCAUUUGUUAAUCACAGGGCUGAGAAAUCAUCCGUCAUCUGCCGUGCCCCCUCAUGACGCCUGUGGAGUCGGCUGGUGUGUGCUCUUACCUGUGUACGUGUGUGUGUGGCUGCUCACAUUGAUGCCAUUGUGAAUGUCUGUGUGUUUGACAGGAAGGCACAUGCAGAGAGUUAUAUUUGACUAGAGUCGCCCCCCCCCCCCCCCCCCCCCCCCCUUCCAACACAAACACACACACACACACACACUUCUACUCACCGCUUUGAAAUGCACCGAAAACCAGACAGCCGGAUAGUUUUAACGUCAGCAGCGACUCACGCGGCAGCAGCACAGCUACGCGCAAAUGCAGUAUAACAUAUCUACCAGAGUGACAUCCUAAAGUAGAGAGAGAGAGAGAGAGAGUGUGUUUACGAGAGAGAUGUUAUCAUGAAAUAGUGAACCUCUGUUUCAGAGGGUAGAGAGAUGAGAUGUGAUUUUAUUUUUUAUUUUUCUGUUGUGAAAUUCAGCAUUUUUCCCCCUCUGUACAUAACUAAAAUAAAUGAGAUUUCAAUCUG